Clunio marinus is the source of this 216-nucleotide messenger RNA. The record is from the annotation of a GenBank genome assembly. NCBI's taxonomy places the organism in Eukaryota, Metazoa, Arthropoda, Insecta, Diptera, Chironomidae.
AUGAAUUCCAUUGAAAUUUCUCAGAAGGCUCCGACAAACAUACAAGCAAUGCGCCGGCCACUCGACAUCAGCAGCAAGCACGCGAUGAUUGCAAAAUGCGACGAAAAAAAAUUUAGCUUAACAUUCUGUUUUAAUUUCUUUAAUUGGAUUCAACAUCGAGACAUUCCAUUUGGUCUUGAGAUGACGUCACUGAAAGCGAUCACGAGAAUGAAGUAG